UUGCGUCGAAACGAAACAUCAACCAAAGCAAAUGCGACCGUCUGUUUUGCGUAGUCGACGUUUGUCCGUGCGGUUUGGAGGACCGCUCUUGUUUUGAAGUUUGUUGUGAUUUGUGUUAUAAACAAUAUGCCUUUCAUUUCAAAAGACUGGCGAUCACCAGGUGAAGAGUGGGUUAAAACCGAAGAGGGAUGGGAAAAGAAGAAAGUAUUGGAGUGCACUUCACAGAGAUAUCCUGCUCUAACUAACUAUAAUAACACUGACGAUAGCCCUCAGAAAUGGUCUCAAGAAGGCGAGGAUGGUGACAAAACAAACGAUGCAGGAGCCAGAGUACCACCUCAUUGUCACAUCACUAUUAAAUGUACAAGAGAAAUUGCAGGCUUCAAUGGCUUAUCGGAAGCGGUCAGGCGGCUCGAUUUCUCGUCCGCCGUCCGGGACGUACGACGGUUUAACUACAUCUGUGCUCUACUGGAGUUACUCCUCGGAGGGCAACGGCUGACGCAUCUGCCCGGUGCUGCACAGAAACUUCUACUGUCGAUGUUGGAACAACUUGCUGACCAGGUGGCGCGGUCGAAGCAGAACCUGCACGCGCUGCGCGCGCUGGUGGUGUCGCUGGCGGCGCUGCGCGAGGGCGAGCGGCGCGCGUGCUGGGGGCGGCCGCUCGGCUCGCGCGCGCUCUGGCGCCACCACGACCGCGCCAUCGCGCGCAUCCACCGCAUCGCCGCCGGCAUCCGCAUACACGAGCCUGGUCCAGAAGUAGUGCCUAAACUCCAUGAUUUGCCUGAGGAGUGUGUUAGAGAAAUUUUAUUAAGGAUAUCGGAUCACAGGGACUUAGAUGCAGCGUCGUCGGCGUGGAGCGUGAUGGCGUCGGUAUGCACCGAGCAGCGCAUCUGGCGCGAACUGGUCCACUUCCACUUCACGCAGCAGCAGAUCGACACCAUCCUCGCCAAGGACAAGGACGCUGAAGACAAGGACGGCGAGGACAAGGACGUCGACUGGAAGAAGGUCUUCCAUCAGCUCAGGAAAUUAUACGGACUGAGGGAGGACGCGCAAUACGCGGAGACACUGUCCCUAUGCCGACACUGCAAGUGCCUGUUCUGGCGGUCGCUAGGGCAUCCCUGUAUAGCGGACCAGUGCCCAGAGUACCGCGAACGACUAAAGGAAGCGGGUGGGCCGCUGCCCCCGCACCCCGUGCCGCCCGCAGCCUUCCUCAAAUUCUUCUCGCUCUAAACAGGGUACCAGUCGCAUUGGAAUAACGUCACAUGAUCAAAUUACGCCACUGUAGGCCAAUUUUUGAAUUCUCUAAUGCAACGUAAACCAUAAGUUACUGGCUGUUUGGGUAUUUACUCUUCUCCCUAAGGAUCUGAGGGCCUACCAUGAAAUGUUUUCCGAAAUUUCGGAGCAAAACGAAACACAAAUUUGAUGUUAUAAUUACAUAAUACAUGCCGUUUGGAAAUAUUAAAAAUGUUAAAAUAUUGUUCCUUUGGACUUUUAUGAUAGGAUGUAUGACGAACGAAAUGUUAAACUCCAUUUAUUGGUCCGGUUUUGGUAUAAACAUAAACACGAAAUUGAGUCCGAAAAUUCGGAAUUUCAUUUCAUGGUAGACCCGCUGCUCACACUGCGAAUAUCCACAGCGCGGUGCCAUCCGUAGUUCUGUAAUAUUUGGAUUUUGGAUACUGUAUAAAGGUGAAAGCUCUCGCGGACUUAAAAAAGCUGUGUAAAUUCGCAGUGUGUAUAGACCCUAACGUUGCUAAAUGUUAACAUGUCAUUACGUGUCAGUCUUUUUUUUUUUUUUAAUAUUUUAAGGGCUUUUACCUUCUUCAGGUAUAUCAGUCCUAUUGUACCCUGUAUUUUGUGUAACUUUGCAUGUUCCGAUAUCGAUAUAUUAGUUCAAAUGUUCUUUAACCCUCUGACCGCAGUAUUUUUUACAACAUUAAAACACAUCGCUUUGACAACAAACAGCAGUACAAGUAUUUAGCCAUCUAGCGAGAUUUUGAGAAACUAUCAAUCUACCGAAACAAAAAUUGCGGGAUAACAACGUUAAUAAACAUAAAAAUUGCGAGUACGUCGAAAUCGAGGGAUGCGUAAAAUUAAAUUAGUAGACACUGCACGUGGUAAUCACGGGAUGCCCGGUCAGAGGGUUAAUAGUACAAGAUAAUGAAAUUUACAGGAUUUUAUGAAGUCAUUUUGUAUACUGGCUACUCAAUUUAUUAUAUAAAUUAUAUAUAUCUCCUCCCAAGUUAUAAGGACUUCACGACUCAUUAUAAACCGCUGUCUUGUUGUAAAUAUUGUAUUUAUGAAAGUAAUUAAUAAAAAUUACUCAUAAUUCAAUGACACGGUUAGAAAAUAUGGAAAACGAAUCUUCAAUUUCAGUAUUUAUAUGUAUAUGUAUACAUUACUCAGGGUAAUACCGGGCUAUUUGACUACAAUAUUUACUAUCCAUUCUCUCUACUUAAAAGAAAAUUUACAGAAAUUGUUUCCAAUUAUUAUUAUUGUUUAAAAUAUAGUGACAGUAUAUAUAUAUAUAUAUAUAUAUAUAUAUAUAUAUGUACAUAUAAUGAUAGUCAUAUUCGGUGGGUGUAUGUACUCUGACAUUUGUUUCAUGAACUGCGAUAAAGAGGUGCUUUUCUCUGUCAUAGGAAACAGAAAUAUAAUUAUUUAUAUCUAUAAUAACUUAUUUCUCUAUAAUAUGAAUGUUUAAAAAUUUGAACGUCAUUAUAUUGUUGAUAAUUUUAGUACAGUACAAUCUCGAUUCCAACAAAUACCAGGAGGAAUUCCGUUAUAAUCGAAAAUCCAGAUAAUUGAUUUCAAAGGCAAAUCAAACAAUAAUAAUAAUUUUAUUUAUAAAUUAAAGGAUUUUACAUACGUCAUUUCGAAACAAUACAAUUUAAAACAAUUACGAGCAAUAAAUAUAAUAGAUUUUAUAACACCUAUUUCCCAUAUUAAUACAUAAUAUCAUUUCUAAAUCGGUAAUUAGAGUAAUAAAGAAUAAGUCCGGAUAAUCGAAUAUUCGGAUAAUCGAGAUUCUACUGUAUAUAGCAAAAGUCGUUAAUUUCAAAAUGGCUUCAAUCGGUGAAGUACCUAUAAUUAAAUAUCUAUAAGAAAUACUAUGUGUUUACAAUAUUAAAGUUAAGAAAGGCCUACGAGCUAUGGCAUAAUAAGAAAGCGACUGAUUACGAUCUCAGGCAUACUGGCCUAUUCAACAUAACAAACUAAACGGAUCAUUAGAAUUUAUAUAGCUACGCAAAAUGUGUUCCAUUUUUAAAAAAUAUUGUCCAAUUAGAAAACAGGUUUUGUGCUUAUUUUUUUUAUGAUAACAAAAAGCAUUAAAAUUACGAAUAAUGUAACGAUAAUAUUGCGAUAUAUUGGGAUCAUACCAGUGACUGGAUAUUAUUCCAAAGUAUUUUUUUUUUUAAUAUUAAACUUGCAUUUGGGAAUAUUAAUAUAUGUUAAAAAUUUUAAACGUCACGCUUUGUGAGUUUCAAAGAAGAUUGAAUUUGCAUUUUUAAUAUAUUCUUUCCGUGGUGUGACUGGAAACGUAUUUGGCCCAGAUGGCUGAGAGAUGCAGGUUCGAAUCUCGUCGAAUCGAUUAAAAUCGUCAGACGAUAAUAUUUUUCCAGCCUAGUGUUUUAUAUACAUAUCCCAAAUGUAUCAAGACCAAGCAAAGAUGCUUACAUGUUGUUUUAAUUAAAAAAAUAAUGUUUUUAAUUUAGUUUUAACACUAUUGUUUAGCGUUUUUUUUUUUUUUAAGAAUUCAGCGCUUAUUAAUUGUUUUUAACGCUUUAUGAGGACUAGAUAUGUGAUAUUACCCAAAAUUUGUAUAGAACGUGUGUUGUAUUUGGAUUUGUUCUUAUGUGUUGUUUGUUAAUCUUAAAUAUAAUUUAUGUGUAUUGUAAUAGUGAUCAAUUCACAAUGAAUAAUACAAAUUAUUUUAACAUUACCUGACUCAUGUAUUGUGCUAUAAAAAAAUGAGUCUAUUGUUGCAUUGAUGACCAAUUGUGGGUCAUACAGCCGAUUAUAACUUUUGUUGAUAGCGUAAAGUUCUUAUUAGUAGGUAUUAAUGAAAUACUACAAACGAACUGUAACUACUAAUGAACUGUCAGUUUUCUCAUAUUGGGUUUGCUGGAAGAAAUCUCUAUUGGAGAUAAGCUCGCCUUUGUGCACUAUUAUAUUUGUUUUUACACUUUAAUAACCUUUUGUGUACAAUAAAGAAUAGAGAAUGAAAUUAAAAAACUUUCAAGACAAGAAACGAAAUAUGAAAAUCAUACAUAUGAAUUUAGAUUUUACAUACUAAAUCGCGUUGAUAUUGCAAUCUCUUACUGAUAUAGAGACUACAAUAUGGAGUAUUCAAAAAGGUAUAUCAGAGUCGACAACGCGCACGUGACAACCCUAGUGUUGCAAGCGUCCAUAGACUUCAUUAACCGUUUACUAUCAGACUGGCUGUAAGCUUGUUUGCCACCUUCGAGGUUUAAAAAAAAUUGCCCUUUCUAAGAGAAUAUUGUUCAGUUAUGUAAAAACAUUUUGUGGUUUUUUUAAAACUUAUAUUCGAUCUUUUAACAAUUGUCGGAAAUGACAUUGUUAAUUCAGAAAUUAUAUAUAUAUAUAGACAAUUUCUGAAUUUUUAAAUUGUAAAAUCGGCUGUUAGAAACAUCUUUAAAAAAUUCACUUCCAAUAAACUGCUGUGUUGAAUAUUUAGCUUUACAUAACCACGUGUGUAUUGUAAUUUAGUUCCUGCAUAGAUAUUUAUUAUUAAGGCAUCGCGUCCUAUCGCUUCAUCGCCCUUAACCAAUCGCACAUUUGUUUUUGUCUGCAUUUAAAAUAAUUGUACAGUCUUAUAGAAAUAUGGUCUACUUAUCAUAUCUGUUCACGAGUCGAAUAAGAGAACUAAUUAAGCAGCUAGCUUAGGUAAAGCGAUAUUUUAUUACAUGUAAUUUUUAAUAGCAAUUAAGGACUCUGCCAAACUUCCAAUUUGGAGAACCAUUUUUGUCUGUCGUAAGUUCAUUGGCUGACUUCAAAAAAGGAGGCUCUAUGUUUUGCUGAUUAAACUUGGAAAUCAUAUUGAGUAUAGCCGCCAAUUACUGCAGGUUUAUGCACAGUAAGUGAAUUGUAUAAAAAAAAAAUUGUAAAAAAAUUUGUAAAGAAAAAAAAGUGAAUAUUACUUUAUGAAAUUAAUAUUAAAAAAGUAAGUUUUGAUACUUGUAUCUGUUGAUUUCAGGGAAAACAUGUAAUAUGUGGAUUACAUACGUAGCCUGAUCAAGUGGGACACAGGUGGCUCGAGCCGUUCCUUAUGGCAGGCUAUGUGGGAGGCCUAUGUUCAGCAGUGGACAGAUAAUGACUGAGAUGAUGAUGUAAUAUACCAUUUAUAUUUGUCAUAAAAAUGUGGUAACGGCUCAAACUCAAUAUGGUUCUACAGUUAAUUUUGUAUAAAAAAACAUGGCAAGCAAAUAAUCCCAUGCUUAUUUGCAAAAAUAAUAUCUACUCAUUUCCCCCAGUAUCCUAGUUAAUAAAUAAUUAUAAAUACAGUCGGUCUAAAAUAUUGUCUCCUUAGGCCUAAACUGUUUCGUUUGUUAUGCAAUAUAUUUAUUUUUCUCCCCUAUAUCCAUAGCAGUAAUUGUGCAUCUGUAUGACUUACCAUUCAAUAUUUAAUCCAUUUUUAAAUUAGACAUUCUUUAUUUAGUACUUUUAUUUCCUCUGUUUUGGUUUUAAAAAUUUUAUUACUUUAUGAAAGUAAGUACAUAAUUAAAUUAUGAUAGUGUUUGCAGGCAACAUUUUUUUUUAUCAAAAAUACAUUUUAUAAUAUAAAUACUAUUAUAGGUAGGUAUGAACACGAGUAGGUGCCUACUUGAUUUGUAUUUCAUCUAUUGCUGUUUUCGAAUCGAUUCUAACUCUAGAGAAUGCCAAAGAAUGUUGGUUGCAAAUGCUAAAAGAUUCAAAAUAGUAUGAGCUAGCGCCUGCUAGGGUAAUAUUCGUCAUUGUAACAUUUUAUCUACUUUCAUGAUAUCAUCAUGGUAUCAUUGGAGCACACCUUAAAAAAUUGUCAUAAAUAAUGACAAAUUUCACUCAAAUAUGUAACAUGUAUUAAAUGACUUUUGUCAAUAUGACAAUUUUCAACUAAUAACUAGAGAAAAAUAUUAUCAUUGUUAGAUGCUAGCUCCAAAACAGCUAUCGUUAAUUAGCAAACAGUUCACUGUAAAAUGUAGUGUAGUUGUUGAUAAUGUGAUAUUUUAAGAUAAAUUUAUUGUAAUAAAAAUUAAGUGUUUGGAGUCUCAAGUUACUAACACUGUAGAGUAGAUGAUUAUGAAAAUGCAGCUUAUACCUACUCACUUGAGUCAUUUUUAGUUAAUCUGUGAUUUUUAUUUGUGAAAUGGAAUUGUUUUCUGAUUUGUGUUCUCAUAUACUAUGGUACUUUAUAUGGUAUUUUGAAAUAAAGUUAUUUUGAAUAUGA
Molecule: messenger RNA, 6442 nt
Organism: Galleria mellonella (greater wax moth)
Lineage: Eukaryota; Metazoa; Arthropoda; Insecta; Lepidoptera; Pyralidae
Product: F-box only protein 32
Exons: 9
Coding region: 127-1227 (366 amino acids)
Biological process (GO): protein ubiquitination
Cellular component (GO): SCF ubiquitin ligase complex; nucleus; cytoplasm
Molecular function (GO): protein binding
Source: RefSeq, a predicted model, not a curated record